This is a messenger RNA of Camellia sinensis, 4272 nucleotides long. RefSeq names its product zinc finger protein BRUTUS-like At1g18910. The record is from RefSeq and is a predicted model, not a curated record. Gene Ontology annotation, molecular function: ubiquitin protein ligase activity; zinc ion binding. Gene Ontology annotation, cellular component: nucleus. Gene Ontology annotation, biological process: protein ubiquitination; ubiquitin-dependent protein catabolic process. Lineage: Eukaryota; Viridiplantae; Streptophyta; Magnoliopsida; Ericales; Theaceae.
CACAACAGUCUGAGAGCACCAAAAACAAAGUCGUCGUUAUAUUCAUAGCCAUUUCGAUUUCGAAGCUCUUCCUCUUUUCCUCAUCUUCCAUUGAUGGUGGUGGUGAGUGUUUGCGCAGCUUUGAAUGGGCGGCCGCGAACCAAAAUGCGUGCCAGAAAACAACUACGAAGAGAAACCGGCGCCGCCGCUCACGACGGUGGAGCUUGUUUCCUGCCGCGAUGCUCCGAUUCUGUUACUGUUGUUCUUCCACAAGGGCCUGCAGGCGGAGCUGGCUGAGCUCCGCCGCCUGGCGGUGGAGGCGUCGGAGAGGAGCUCCGGCGGCGGCCGCGACUUGAUCGUCGAACUCCGUGGGAGAUUUGAGUUCUUGAAGUUUGUUUACAAGUAUCACUGCGCUGCAGAGGAUGAGAUUAUCUUUCUGGCACUUGAUUUCCACAUAAAAAAUGUGAGCUGUACAUAUACACUUGAGCAUCAAAGCAUAGAUGACCUAUUCGACUCUAUUUCUGAUUGCUUAAAUGUUUUAAUGGAGAAAGAGGAAAGUACUUCAAAGCAAUUUCAAGAACUUGUAUUUUGUAUUGGCACCAUCCAGACUGCCAUUUGCCAGCAUAUGCUGAAAGAGGAAAAACAGGUUUUCCCUUUGCUGAUGCAACAAUUCUCUUCCAAAGAACAGGCUUCACUUAUUUGGCAGUUUUUGUGUAGCGUUCCAAUAAUGCUAUUGGAGGAUUUUUUGCCAUGGUUGACUUCUUUCCUUUCCCCAGAUGAACAAGAGGACUUUUUGCAUUGUAUCAAGGAAGUUGUACCUAAGGAAAAACUGCUGCAAGAGGUGGUAAUUUCCUGGCUUCAUAACACGAAUCCAUCUUCAUCUGCGGCCAACACUGAAAUUGGAAAAGGAGCCGUGAUACCUGAUAUGCUAGCAAGUUCAAAGGCUAUACUUAAAGCUAAUGCAUCUAAGAGCUUUUAUGGAGAAAAAUGGAGGUGGAAGACAGCAUCUAGCAAGACAACUCUUAGACGUACUCCCAUUGAUGGUCUUCAUCUUUGGCAUGGUGCCAUCAGAAAAGAUUUCAAAGACAUUUUGAAGGACCUGUAUCAAAUCAGAAGCACAAAAGAAUUUUCAACUUUAGGUCCAGUAAUUGCCCGGCUAAAAUUUUUUGCAGAUGUCAUUAUCUUCUACAGCACUGCAUUGGAGAAAAUCUUUAACCCUGUAUUGAAUGAACUUGCCAAUGGAUACCUAUCUCAUCUCCAAGAAAGAUUCCAAGACGAAAGUCAAAUUGAAGGUUUACAGAGAUUGCUGUACCAUAAGGAUCAAAACAGGUUGCCUUUGUUCAACUUUGUAGAGAAGCUUUGUGGGGAGUUGGAGUUAUUUGUGAUGGGAAUAAGCAAACACUUAGCUUUGCUAGAAUCAGAGAUUUUCCCCUUCAUUAGCAAGAACUGCACUCAUCAAUUUCAGCAGUGGCUACUAUACACAAGCCUUCGUAUUAUGCCACUUGGGCUGCUGAAGUGUAUGAUUACUUGGUUCUCUGCUCAUUUAUCUGAGGAUGAAUGCGACUCCAUUCUGAAUUGCUUAAAGCAGGGAGGUCCUCUAGCUAACAAUAGCACUUUAGCAUUUCUCUUGUAUGAGUGGGUACGCAUGGGUUACUCAGGUAAAACCUCUGUCGAUAAAUUCAGAAAAGACUUGCAAGAGAUGUUCAAGACCAGAAGCUCUUUUCUGACCAAGCAUGUCAAGGAGGAUUAUGCAAUUUUUUCCUUACCUUUGCAUAUAAAACCUUGCAACAGCUCUAAAGAUUUCAUUCUGAGUAGUUCUGCAACAUCAUAUUCUAGUAGGAUUAAUUUACAUAUAUUCUCUCCUCGAACAUUAAAGAUGUUAUCACCUUUUCCAAAAUUUCCUGCUGUGAGUAGCGGUGCUAGUUCCAUUUUCAAUCUUGAACCCAGACCAGUGGAUCACAUCUUUUUCUUCCACAAAGCUCUCAAGAAAGAUUUGGAGUACCUUGUCAAUGUUUCAGCUAAGUUGGGCGAAAAUGCCGGGGACCUCAUGGAUUUCUGUAGGCGCUUCCAACUUGUACGAUUUCUAUAUCAAAUUCAUAGUGAUUCAGAGGACGAGAUUGCUUUUCCAGCUCUGGAGGCAAAGGGAAAGGCCACAAACAUUAGCCAAUCCUAUACCAUUGAUCAUGAACUGGAAGAUGAACUGUUCAGUAAGAUUUCCCUCAUCCUAGAUGAGAUUAAAAGGUUGCAUGUUUCAGUUUGUAGUAUUGACAUGGAUGUACUGGAUCAGAGAAUGCUAAACUACCGUCAGCUAUGUUUAAAGCUCCAUGACAUGUGCAAAUCUAUGCAUAAAGUACUGUGCGACCAUGUCCACCGUGAAGAAACUGAACUUUGGCCCUUAUUUAGAGAAUGCUUCUCCAUCCAAGAGCAAGAAAAUAUCAUAGGAUGCAUGCUUGGAAGAACAAGAGCUGAAAUGCUACAAGAGAUGAUACCGUGGCUCAUGGCAUCUUUGACACCAGAAGAGCAACAGGCCAUGAUGUCCUUAUGGCGCAAGGCUGCCAAGAAUACAAUGUUUGAUGAAUGGUUAGGAGAAUGGUGGGAAGGUAUGAAGAGGUGCGAUAUAGCUAAGGUGGAAGAUGACUCAAAUCUUUCUCCUUCUUGGCCUGCGGACCCACUGAAAAUUCUCUCUACAUAUCUGUCAAACAAAGGCCUUGAUGAUCAAAAUCUAACACUACAUGGAAAAGGUGCUAAAUUUCUACAAAACAAUUCUUCUGGUUCUGAUAUUGAUCUGUUUGGAAAUCUCAAUAUGGAUGAUAAAGGAAAGAUCUCCAGUGGAAACCUUAAUAAUCGCAAAUGUUCAGAUUUUUCUGAAUUUGCUAGUGAUGUUAACAAGAAGAAAUGCAAGGAAUUAGCAGAUGUCACGAUCCUAGAUGAUAAACCUAGCCAACACGUACAGGUCAGUCAGGACUUCCAACAUCAAGAGCACCUUCCUAUAAUGAGUCAAGAAGAACUGGAGACUACAGUUAGAAGAAUAUCUCGCGACUCAACUUUGGACCCUCAAAAGAAAUCACACAUUAUCCAGAACCUUCUAAUGAGCCGCUGGAUUAUUACGCAACAGAAAUCUCAUUCAGAGGGUCCUGUCUCAAGUGGCAAGGAAGAAGUUCCAGGUCAGUGUCCAUCUUAUCGGGACCCACUCAAACUAACUUUUGGUUGUAAACACUACAAGAGGAACUGUAAGCUAGUUGCCGCUUGUUGCAACCAGCUUUAUACAUGUCGACGGUGCCAUGAUGAUGUGGCUGAUCACUCGAUGGAUAGGAAAGCUACUGCUAAGAUGAUGUGUAUGAAAUGCUUGACGAUUCAGCCAAUAAGUCCCACAUGCACAACUGUUUCUUGUAAUAAUUUAUCCAUGGCAAAAUACUACUGCAGGAUCUGCAAGUUGUUUGAUGACGAAAGGGAUAUCUACCACUGCCCUUACUGUAACCUGUGCCGAGUUGGGAAAGGACUGGGCAUCGACUAUUUCCACUGCAUGAAUUGCAAUGCUUGCAUGUCAAGGUCUCUUUCAGUGCAUAUAUGCAGAGAGAAGUGUUUUGAGGAUAACUGCCCGAUAUGCCACGAAUAUAUUUUCACAUCUAGCUCUCCAGUUAAGGCCCUUCCAUGUGGACAUUUGAUGCACUCAGCAUGCUUUCAGGACUACACUUGUACUCACUACACCUGCCCAAUAUGUAGCAAGUCACUUGGGGACAUGCAGGUGUAUUUUGGUAUGUUAGAUGCAUUAUUGGCAGAAGAGAAAAUUCCUGAUGAGUAUUCUGGUCAGACUCAGGUAAUACUAUGCAAUGAUUGUGAGAAGAGAGGACCUGCUUCAUUCCAUUGGCUCUAUCACAAAUGCUGUCAUUGUGGUUCAUACAACACUAGGCUUCUAUGACCUGAAUCCAUAGUGUGCCAACCUUUAUUUGUGGUUGUGGGACAUAAUCUUCGAAACCUAUUUUCCAUAUGUGGUUGAAACAGAGGAACUUCCAGAAAAUCGUUCUUUCAGGAUUGGUGAAGCAGAUAUAGAUAGAGUAGUACUCUGACCCUCUUUGCUAUGUACUCCAAAUAAGAAGUGUUCAUUUUUCAGAGACACAUAUUGUUUGAGUUUUACAAUAAUUGUAAUAGUAAAACUUAUAAAUGUCGAAACAGAAAUAAUUUUGAAAGUAUGGAAUUCACGGUGAACAAUUUAGAUAACAUGUAAUCCUCAGUCUUUGAAUGUGUUGCUGGAGCCUUGAGCCUAUUUGGGCUGAGAUUCCGUAAAUUCUUUUA